AGUGGGGCGGGUCCGCCGGGGAUAAGACCCGCUGCCCGGCCCCGACAAGGGUGUGACCUCUGUGGCCGCUGUGGACGACGGUAGUCCCGUCUCGGCAAGAGAGAAGAACGUCUGCCUGUGUGACUGAAAUCUGACCUUGACACAGAGUCAUGGCCAUGGCAACCAAAGGAGGCACCAUCAAACCUGCUUCAGGAUUCAAUGCCGCUGAAGAUGCCCAGGCCCUGAGGAAGGCCAUGAAAGGGCUUGGCACCGAUGAAGACGCCAUUAUCAAUGUGCUCGCCUACCGCAACACGGCCCAGCGCCAGGAAAUCAGGACGGCCUACAAAUCCUCCAUCGGCAGGGACCUGAUAGAUGACUUGAAGUCAGAACUGAGUGGCAACUUCGAGAGUGUGAUUGUGGGGAUGAUGACACCCACGGUGCUGUACGACGUACAGGAGCUGCGAAGGGCCAUGAAGGGAGCUGGCACUGAUGAGGGCUGCCUGAUUGAGAUCCUGGCCUCCCGGACGCCCGAGGAGAUCCGGCGCAUAAGCCAGACCUACCAGCUGCAAUACGACCGGAGCCUUGAAGAUGACAUUCGCUCCGACACAUCGUUCAUGUUCCAGCGAGUGCUGGUGUCUCUGUCUGCUGGUGGCAGGGAUGAAGGAAAUCAUCUGGAUGAUGAUCUCAUGAGACAGGAUGCCCAGGACCUUUAUGAGGCUGGAGAGAAGAAAUGGGGGACAGAUGAGGUGAAAUUUCUGACUGUUCUCUGUUCCCGGAAUCGAAAUCAUCUGCUGCACGUGUUCGAUGAGUACAAAAGGAUAUCACAGAAGGAUAUUGAACAGAGUAUUAAGUCUGAAACAUCUGGUAGCUUUGAAGACGCCCUGCUAGCCAUUGUAAAGUGCAUGAGGAAUAAAUCUGCAUAUUUUGCUGAAAGGCUUUAUAAAUCUAUGAAGGGCUUGGGCACUGAUGAUGACACCCUUAUCAGAAUAAUGGUUUCUCGGGCGGAGAUUGAUAUGCUGGACAUCCGGGCACACUUCAAGAGGCUCUAUGGAAAGUCUCUGUACUCUUUCAUCAAGGGUGACACAUCUGGAGACUACAGGAAGGUCCUGCUCAUUCUCUGUGGUGGAGAUGAUUAAAACAAAACCCAGGAAAAAUAAGAGAAUUCCCACAACUUUGAAUACUUUUUAACUUCAUUUUUCUACGCUGCUAUUAGCAUUAUCUCAGAAUGCUUAUUUCCAAAUUAAAACGCCUACAGAUGCCUCUUAGAAUGUACACUUUCUGUAUUAUGAUUCAUCUAUAAUUACUCAUUAUGAUGUUUUAAAGCUGUACUUGCAUUUCAAAGCUUAUAAAACCUAAGAGGAGAUUUAAAAUUAGAAAUAAUAAUGUACUGCAUGUUUUUCACACACCUCUUCUUCACUUGUGUUUCACAGAAAUUGGAUUAUAUUAAAUUACUUCAUGUUUUCUUCUUGGUGACAAUGUGUUGAAGUGGGAGACUGGAAGACGGCUCUAAAAUCACUCUUCUUCCCUAAUUCUGUUUUUAGAGUGGCUAGUAAUUUCUUGAUUUGAAAUUGUGAGCAUCUAGUUAGUAAGAAUAUUUAUCCAAGUUGCUAUUUCAUAUAGUUUGAAAGUAUCCACAAAUGUCCUUUGUUUAGGUUUUGUCGAUAACAUUAAUUGAUCUUGACUAGGUUUGGUGUGAAAUACUUCCUCUAUCACAUUUUAUGUUAAGAUCACUUACUCUCUCCAGGUUAUAAAGUAUACCAAACUCACCAGCUUGUCUGAAUAAAUGAAAUUCUAACUGGUUAUACAGAUCACAUAUGUGUGGUUACCAAACAUAAAUGCUGAACAUUCCACAAUAUUAUGGUUAAUGUCUUAAUGCAGCUUGAAGAUGAAUGGGGAAAAAUUAAUUGUCAAGCUAGGUAUUCUGGCGAUGUUGUGAUGCUCUGAAUUUUACUUAAAGGAAAUUUUUUGUGCUAAAAAUAAUUUUUUAAGUUAUUUUGGAUUUUGUUGUUUUGCAGUAAUUUACAUUUGCACUGUGCCUUUUAACCCUAGAAUUAUUCUGAAGGUACAUUUGGAUUUAAUUCAAAAGUUCAGUUUGUAUACAACAUGGAAAAAUAAUUUUAAUAAAACAUGGUGUCUUUAAAAUGA
Messenger RNA from Hipposideros armiger (great roundleaf bat), 2124 nucleotides. RefSeq names its product annexin A4 (gene ANXA4). The transcript is spliced from 13 exons. Gene Ontology annotation, molecular function: phosphatidylserine binding; calcium ion binding; calcium-dependent phospholipid binding. Lineage: Eukaryota; Metazoa; Chordata; Mammalia; Chiroptera; Hipposideridae. The record is from RefSeq and is a predicted model, not a curated record. The coding region runs from base 150 to 1115 and encodes 321 amino acids. Gene Ontology annotation, cellular component: plasma membrane; nucleus; vesicle membrane.